This is a messenger RNA of Stegodyphus dumicola, 1571 nucleotides long. RefSeq lists its product as uncharacterized. NCBI's taxonomy places the organism in Eukaryota, Metazoa, Arthropoda, Arachnida, Araneae, Eresidae. Gene Ontology annotation, molecular function: A2-type glycerophospholipase activity. The record is from RefSeq and is a predicted model, not a curated record. Gene Ontology annotation, biological process: phospholipid metabolic process; arachidonate secretion.
UUUGUUCUAGAGAUAAAUAUGCUUAUUUCAAACUGUGAGUGUUAGACUAAAGAAAAUUCUACAUUAAACCAACCAGUGCUGCUGACUAUCUGUCAUUAAUCAUUGAAAAUCAUUAUGCGACUUCUUGCUGGACAAUUGCUAGUCUGCUUCCUAACAACGUUAUUUUCUUGUCAACAUGCUGUUUUGGAUAAAACACUUCUUCCUUCAAAGGCCGUCUGCAGAAGAUGAAGACACUUUGUUAGCGGUCGCAUGGUCUGAAGAAGAUGAGCCAGAACUAUCAAAUUGUGAAAUAUUUACUGAAAAAGAACAUAUCCAAGAAAUUCUAAAGAAGUCUAGAAACCAGGCGAUUAGAAAAUUAAGCUCAGAGCAAAUGAAAAGCCUUAUAGAAGAUUGCAGAGAUUUUAAUAUUUUAAAAAUAUCCAAACAAAAUGAGAAAUCCAGUGAAAGAAGCAUCAAUGCCCAUGAAUCUCUAGAUCAAGACGAUAAACGAGCCAUAUAUGGUGAUGAUGAUUGCGAAAUCAAAUCUAAUAUUUCACCUACCAAAUUAAAAAGUUCUCAGGAAACACAAUUUAAAGCAGACGAACAGGCAACACUACCUCUCAUCUUUCCAGGUACGAAGUGGUGUGGAGCGGGAGAUAUAGCAAAGGAUUACAAUGAUCUAGGCAUCCAUCAAGACACUGACAGAUGUUGUAGGGCUCAUGAUCUCUGCAAUGACACAUUGGCACCAGGAGAGACAAGGAACGGUUUAACUAAUAAAUCACCUUUUACAGCGUUAAGCUGCAAGUGUGAUGAUGAUUUCUACAAGUGCCUGAAGCGUGUCAAUAGCGUAAUUUCCAAUACAGUAGGUUUAAAAUACUUCAAUAUACUCAAGAGGCAGUGUUACGAGUAUAAUUAUCCGUUCAGUAAAAAGUGCAAGAAAUACAAGACGUUUUUGAAACUAAAAUGCCUGGAAUAUGAAAGAGACACAAAGUCUGAAAAGGCCUAUCAAUGGGUUCCAGCUAAAAGAUACAAAAAACUACCAUUUCCAGGACCUCUGGACAUAACUUUACCAUUUUAGAUCAAACCAGCAUAAGAAAACAGAUGAUCUAUAAAUAUAUUUGUAACUUGUAUUAAAUGAACAUGAAUGUAAUAGGUCCGAGAAAGAAGUUAAAAGGUGAAUGCAAGAGUUCUGUCAUAUUAUUCGUUCAGUUCAUUGUAUAAUAUUUAUGUAUUUUAGAUUAAAUUAAAUUUCUUUAAAGGAUAUUCCGCAAAUUAAAUGCGUAUCAAAUUUCUUUCAUUAAGUAUAACUAUUGAUAAUCAUGUUCAUCUGAUAAAAUCAUGACACUAGAAAGUGUAAAGUCGUUUCAAAAAUUAGAAAAUAUCUGAUUUGAUUAUGCAAUAUAAAUAUUUUCUUGUAAGUGUCCUAGCCAUAGUUUAUUGCAACAUGUACAUACAUUUGCAAUUAAAAUUUACCUGUAAUUACGAUUAAAAAGGAUUGUCUUUUGAAAUUUUUAUAUUGCUAAAAAUGCCCGUAUCACUAUAAGAUAUGCUGUAAAACUGAGAAGUUUAGAAUAAACAUUUAUUUUCCUCUU